AUGGCGACGGUGCUGCAGCGCGCCUCCCUCAUCUCGCGCCUGCGAGCGGGCAAGGCACCCGGCCAUGGUGGCCCUCCCCAGAUCCGGGGCGGCGGUGGGGGCGCGGCGCGGAUCUGGGGCGGCGAUGCGGAGCCCCCCUCGAUGCUGGCCGCGGCGAGGCGGAGCUGCCGCGCGGCCUCGGUCGUCCCCUUUGAGUGGUGGGCUGAUUUGAGCAUCAUUGGAUAUCCUCUUAUGGCAUCUGAUAUGAGAGCACCUAGCAGUGGCAAAAAGAGUGAGAUAUCCCAUGGCGUGGAGAAGUGUGGGGUUUCUGAUCAAGCUUGUCAUGGCAAAUGCCAAAGCUGUGGCAUUGAUGUAAAACCUUUUUGUGCUGGAGUGGAUGGAGUCUCCUCGUUGACUUGUGGUCAUACUGAUGUGAAGGCCUCAAAAGAGAACUGCGGAGCAUGCAGUCUGAACAAUGAUCGUGCUGAUUCUUUAGAAGAAGAGGUAAAGGGUUCCAUAGUGAGGAUAGGUCAUGUUGAGAGUGCUGAUCCUGAUGGCUGUGUGGAUGUAAAAAAGGAAAGUUUCAUGGCUGUUGAUGAUCUACCACAGGAGUUUGAGGGGGAGCAAGCUGGGGCAACACUGGAGGAUCUGUUUUUCUUUAAUGGUGAAGAGGAAGAUGACAGUGAUUGGGAACCUGCUAGUCGCCUUGUUGAGAAUAGAUGGUUUUGCUUCAACUGCACAAUGCCAAUUGUGGACGAGAUUACACAUUGCAUGAAUUGCCGUGAGCUUAAGGGAUCUGUGGUAGAUGGAUAUGAUGUUUUCAAAAAGCAAAUUGCACAGACAGCUUUGUUAUCUGCUGACACAGAGUUGCUGCCAGUGUCUACAGCGAUUGGUUUUGAUGAAAGAAUGCUGCUCCACAGUGAGCUAGAAGUUAAACCAAAUCCGCAUCCAGAAAGACCGGAUCGCCUUCGCGCCAUUGCUGCAAGUCUUGCUGCUGCAGGGAUCUUUCCCUCAAAAUGUGCUUUGGUACCUCCUCGAGAAAUCACGAAGGAGGAACUCCUUAUGAUUCAUAGUCCAGACCACAUUGAAAGCGUCGAGCAGACGAAGAACAUGCUUUACAGUUACUUCACUUCGGAUACUUAUGCAAAUGGACAUUCAGCAUGUGCUGCCAAACUUGCAGCUGGAUUAUGUGCUGAUCUUGCUAGUUUGAUGGUAUCUGGGCGUGUUCGUAAUGGCUUUGCGCUGGUAAGACCUCCUGGGCAUCAUGCAGGGGUGAAGCAAGCAAUGGGUUUUUGUCUUCACAACAAUGCAGCAGUGGCUGCGUUAGCUGCAAAAAGAGCAGGUGCCAAGAAAGUCCUCAUAGUUGACUGGGAUGUGCACCAUGGAAAUGGCACACAAGAGAUAUUCGAAGGGGACAAAACAGUCUUGUACAUAUCAUUACAUCGUCAUGAGGAUGGAAACUUUUACCCUGGAACUGGAGCAGCUCAUGAGGUGGGAGUUCUGGAUGGUCAAGGAUUCUCAGUUAAUAUACCUUGGAGCCGUGGUGGUGUUGGAGACAAUGACUACAUCUUUGCUUUUCAGACUGUGGUGCUUCCAAUAGCUGCAGAGUUUGCCGCAGACAUCACUAUAAUAUCUGCUGGAUUCGAUGCAGCUAGAGGUGACCCUCUGGGUGGUUGUGAUGUCACUCCAGCUGGAUACUCUUGGAUGACAUCCCUGCUAGCUGAUUGCUCAAAUGGAAGAUUGUUGGUGAUACUUGAGGGAGGAUACAAUCUCCGGUCGAUAUCCUCAUCAGCUACUGAAGUUGUUAAGGUCCUACUCGGGGAUGGUCCAAAUCGUGCUUCAUUUGUAGGUUCACCAUCAAGAGAGGCCUUGAAGACUGUUUCUCAAGUCCUGAAGAUUCAACAACAAUUUUGGCCAGUUUUAGGUCCAACAUAUGCAUCACUACAGGCACAGCAGGGGUCGGUUUCUUCCAAUCAUAUCACCAAACAUAAUGAGCUGAAGAAAAGGAAGCAUUCAGGCGGAUUAGGGCCCUUCUGGUGGAAGUUGGGAAGCAAAAGGCUUCUGUACGAAGCGCUUUUGGAGCGCCGUCGUCAGAGGAAAAUCAAGGGGUCCGGAGAAGGAAAAGCAACUGGUUUCAGCAGCACCUUAGAUGGGUAG
Messenger RNA from Miscanthus lutarioriparius, 2136 nucleotides. Lineage: Eukaryota; Viridiplantae; Streptophyta; Magnoliopsida; Poales; Poaceae. The record is from the annotation of a GenBank genome assembly.